CUCGCACAGUAGUACUGUUGAGUCACUAGAACCUUCCGAUAUAAAUAUAUAGUAAAUCAAUCGACAGCUACGUCAGCGGUCGGCACUCUCUCCACAUAUCCUCCAAUCGACGUGGACCUUCGCCCCUCCCCUAAAAAUUCAUCGCCCCCACGCUCUCGGAUAUACAGGCAAUUUCGAUUCCUUCUCAGAUCUGAUCUGAUCCGAUUCUAUGGCGCUGACCGCUGCCCGACCGCCGCUGUUUUGCCGGAUUAGGGCGGGGGCGGAGAAGGUGGACUCGGAGGUAACUCAGAAAGUGAAACUGGUGGACGUCGCCGGGAAGGUGGUGCUGCAGCCUAGGGUUUGCACGCUGCGGUCGUUCGCGGAUGAUUCCGGCGGGCGGCUGAUCAGGGCCGACGACGGCGACGAUCGAGUGUCCCCGUUCUUCGAGGUCCUCACGGAUUACGUGGAGAGCUCCAAGAAGAGUCACGAUUUCGAGAUCAUCUCCGGCCGCCUGGCUAUGAUUGUGUUUGCAGCUACGGUAGGGAUGGAGAUUGCGACGGGGAAUUCGAUAUUCAGGAAGUUGGAGAUAGAGGGACUUGAGGAAGGCGCCGGCGUGUGUUUGGCGGCGGUGGCGAGCGCGGCCGUCUUCGCAUGGUUUUCGAGCAAUCGGAGCCGGGUGGGGCGCGUGUUCUCGGUGGGGUGCAACAGCUUGAUCGAUUCAGUGAUCGACCACAUUGUCGACGGAUUGUUUUACGAGGCUGAGGAGUGGUCCGAUGAUGAACCCUAAUUGAAUCAAGAAAUGGUUCUUGGUAGAUCGAAUUAAUUAAGACAAUUACCUUAGAGGCAUUACAUUGAUGGAUAGGUAAAUCGGUGGAAAGAUGUAUAGGAAGAAUCUAUAUAUGCUGUUUUGUGGAUAGAUAGGAUACAUGAUAUAUGGAUGGAUGUGUGUGUAAGAAAUAAAAUGAGAAUCUUGUGGAUUGGUUUUGUA
This is a messenger RNA of Andrographis paniculata, 967 nucleotides long. Its product is annotated as stress enhanced protein 2, chloroplastic. Lineage: Eukaryota; Viridiplantae; Streptophyta; Magnoliopsida; Lamiales; Acanthaceae. The transcript has 2 exons. Bases 209 to 766 code for a protein of 185 amino acids. Gene Ontology annotation, biological process: cellular response to high light intensity. The record is from RefSeq and is a predicted model, not a curated record.